Cooperia oncophora is the source of this 237-nucleotide messenger RNA. The record is from the annotation of a GenBank genome assembly. NCBI's taxonomy places the organism in Eukaryota, Metazoa, Nematoda, Chromadorea, Rhabditida, Trichostrongylidae.
AUGCUUCAUCGUCGUGGGCACAGAAUUCUAAACAUCAUUAUAUCAAUAUGUCUGUUCGGCUUAUUUGUCGUUAUCAUGAGGGGACCGUCCACGGACAGUAUUCUUUCGGAAACGCCUUCAUUCCCUGCAAUUCCUGACAUUAUUAUUCGAACCACAAAAGAAUUGGAAGCCGAUUUAGUCAAUGAUUCUGUGGCUGAUUAUGGCAGUGAACAGGACAUGUCCUUGUGGCCAUUUAAC